This is a messenger RNA of Puntigrus tetrazona (Sumatra barb), 865 nucleotides long. RefSeq lists its product as uncharacterized. Bases 62 to 865 code for a protein of 267 amino acids. NCBI's taxonomy places the organism in Eukaryota, Metazoa, Chordata, Actinopteri, Cypriniformes, Cyprinidae. The record is from RefSeq and is a predicted model, not a curated record. The transcript has 7 exons.
CGACUGGGUUUCCUGGUUCACCGUGAGACUGGUCCCUCUCCUGCCCAGCUUGACUGCGGAGAUGCUUCAGACAGUGACAUCAUACACAGACUGCAACGCGUACCGCGUCGUCAUCCAUGCUCUGAGCGGCGUCUUUGACCAGAUUACUUCGCUAAGACAGCAGGAGCUCGCCCCAGUCAUGUUAGGCUACCUGAAGCAGCAUUACCCAUGGAGCUCAAGCUGUUGGUCCGGCACCGGCGGCCUUGGCGCUUGGCUUGAGGAGAGCUUUGGCAAAUUCUCCAUCUACGUGGAUUACCAAGACCUGCGUGUCCUCAACGCAGGCUUCGACAGCUUUGAGUCUUUGGACCUCCUGAGCGCUUCUCAAGUGGCUCAACUGACACUACACUCUGGAGCGCUGAACAACUUACAGCUGAUAGAACUGGUCUUUGACCGCCUGGAGGGCGGCAACUCUUUCCAGGACAUUGAAGAGUUCUUGGAGGCUCUCGCACGGACAUCGCAGGGUUUGGACAUCAGUCCCGUGGUGAGGGACGUCAUGAUGAAUCGCACCUUCGCCAUCAUCAUGAGCGGGAAAUGCCAUGCCGUGAGGCGCCAUCCUGACCUUUUCUCUCCAUCUGUCCACUGUAGCAUCCGUGCUCUGAGCGGCGUGUUUGACCAGAUUACUUCGCUAAGACAGCAGGAGCUCGCCCCAGUCAUGUUAGGCUACCUGAAGCAGCAUUACCCAUGGAACUCAAGCUGUUGGUCCGGCACCGCCGGCCUUGGCGCUUGGCUUGAGGAGAGCUUUGGCAAAUUCUCCAUCUACGUGGCUUACCAAGACCUGCGUGUCCUCAACGCAGGCUUCGACAGCGUAAGGAGCCCGCCAAACUAA